Molecule: messenger RNA, 4281 nt
Organism: Trachymyrmex septentrionalis
Lineage: Eukaryota; Metazoa; Arthropoda; Insecta; Hymenoptera; Formicidae
Gene: ple
Product: tyrosine 3-monooxygenase
Exons: 11
Biological process (GO): dopamine biosynthetic process from tyrosine
Cellular component (GO): cytoplasm; axon; perikaryon
Molecular function (GO): tyrosine 3-monooxygenase activity; iron ion binding
Source: RefSeq, a predicted model, not a curated record
CAUUCGCUCGUACGCUCCGUCCAAAGCGGACUUAAGUAGUAGAGGCUCGUUGUCGUCGCCGACGUCCUCGUCGUUUAUCGUAGUCGAACCGUAGCAGAUCGGACGGAUCGAGGCUGAAGAGGACGUAGCCGAAGCACAUCGGGAUAUUAAAGUCGGAAACCGCGCGCUCAACGGGGAAUCCAUUCGUGUAAUUUCUCACAAGCGGCAGUGAAGAGCUCACGCACAUCAUCUACAUCUGCAUUGUCCAGUGAGCACUAUCAGGCCGAGGACUGACGAUUGAAAGACGCCCAAGUCGAUUGACCAUCAUCGAGCAAAGAGAGAAAAAGAGGAGUGAUAAAGAAGAUAUGAUGGCAGUCGCAGCCGCUCAGAAGAACCGCGAAAUGUUCGCCAUCAAGAAAUCUUACAGUAUUGAGAACGGGUAUCCAGCGCGACGACGUUCCCUCGUAGACGAUGCCCGUUUUGAAACGCUCGUCGUCAAACAGACGAAGCAGAGUGUACUCGAGGAAGCUCGACAACGAGCGAAUGAUACGAACGCGGAUCAGACAAUUACUUGUACUAAGAAAAAAGGACAAGAAGAUAAUUACAUCGACAUUUCAUCAAGUGAUGAUGAACAGGUGGAAUCAUUAGUUUGCGCAGUGCAGGAGGAAGAAGCGAAAGCGGAGGCUUCAUCAGACAGUGAUGGAAAACCGGAUGAUGAUGACGAUGAUGAUGCCGGAUUAACCGAGGAGGAAGUAGUGCUCGCGAAAACUAUAGCCGAAUCUCCGGAUAGCGAGCAGAACGUGCAGAAAGCGGCGCUGGUAUUGAGAUUGCGAGAGGGUAUCGGCUCUCUAGGCAGGAUCCUAAAGACAAUCGAAAAUUUCAAGGGCACGAUCACUCAUGUCGAGUCACGGCCCUCCAAGAAGGAGGGUCUGCAGUUCGAGGUCUUGGUCAAGAUUGACAUGAGCAGACAGAGUCUGUUGCAGUUGAUUAGAAAUCUACGACAAAGCUCGGCCUUGGACGGCGUAAACCUGCUCGCCGACAAUUCCGUCAGCAUCAAAGAUCCCUGGUUUCCCCGUCACGCCUCCGAUCUCGACAAUUGCAACCACCUAAUGACUAAGUACGAGCCGGAUCUCGACAUGAAUCAUCCAGGCUUCGCCGACAAAGAGUAUCGCGCUCGUCGCAAGGUCAUUGCCGAAAUUGCUUUCGCUUACAAGUACGGCGACCCGAUACCUUCUAUUCCUUACACCGAGACAGAAAACGAAACUUGGUCGCGCGUCUUCAACACUGUGUUGGACCUGGUGCCGAAAUAUAUAAAUCGAACUUUUAAUUUAUAUUUUUAGAACGGGUAUCCAGCGCGACGACGUUCCCUCGUAGACGAUGCCCGUUUUGAAACGCUCGUCGUCAAACAGACGAAGCAGAGUGUACUCGAGGAAGCUCGACAACGAGCGAAUGAUACGAACGCGGAUCAGACAAUUACUUGUACUAAGAAAAAAGGACAAGAAGAUAAUUACAUCGACAUUUCAUCAAGUGAUGAUGAACAGGUGGAAUCAUUAGUUUGCGCAGUGCAGGAGGAAGAAGCGAAAGCGGAGGCUUCAUCAGACAGUGAUGGAAAACCGGAUGAUGAUGACGAUGAUGAUGCCGGAUUAACCGAGGAGGAAGUAGUGCUCGCGAAAACUAUAGCCGAAUCUCCGGAUAGCGAGCAGAACGUGCAGAAAGCGGCGCUGGUAUUGAGAUUGCGAGAGGGUAUCGGCUCUCUAGGCAGGAUCCUAAAGACAAUCGAAAAUUUCAAGGGCACGAUCACUCAUGUCGAGUCACGGCCCUCCAAGAAGGAGGGUCUGCAGUUCGAGGUCUUGGUCAAGAUUGACAUGAGCAGACAGAGUCUGUUGCAGUUGAUUAGAAAUCUACGACAAAGCUCGGCCUUGGACGGCGUAAACCUGCUCGCCGACAAUUCCGUCAGCAUCAAAGAUCCCUGGUUUCCCCGUCACGCCUCCGAUCUCGACAAUUGCAACCACCUAAUGACUAAGUACGAGCCGGAUCUCGACAUGAAUCAUCCAGGCUUCGCCGACAAAGAGUAUCGCGCUCGUCGCAAGGUCAUUGCCGAAAUUGCUUUCGCUUACAAGUACGGCGACCCGAUACCUUCUAUUCCUUACACCGAGACAGAAAACGAAACUUGGUCGCGCGUCUUCAACACUGUGUUGGACCUGGUGCCGAAACACGCGUGCAUGGAAUACCAGAGAGUCUUCAAGAAAUUGCAAGAGGAGAGGAUCUUCGAGUCUCACCGUAUACCACAGUUGCAGGAAGUCAGCGAUUUCUUGAAGAAGAGCACGGGAUUCACUCUUCGACCGGCCGCCGGUCUCUUGACAGCGCGGGACUUCUUGUCCAGUCUUGCCUUCAGAAUAUUCCAGAGCACCCAAUAUGUCCGCCAUAUCAACAGCCCGUAUCACACUCCCGAACCAGAUUGCAUUCACGAACUCUUGGGCCAUAUGCCGCUUUUGGCCGAUCCAAGUUUCGCUCAAUUUUCGCAAGAAAUUGGAUUAGCGUCUCUUGGCGCUUCAGAUGAAGAAAUCGAGAAGCUAUCAACUAUUUACUGGUUCACGGUUGAAUUCGGAUUAUGUAAGGAAGGUCCUGAAGUCAAGGCUUAUGGUGCUGGCUUGUUGUCAGCUUACGGUGAACUCUUGCACGCAUUGAGCGAUAAAUGCGAACAUCGAGCUUUCGAUCCGUCAAUUACCGCUCUCCAGAAAUAUCAAGAUCAAGAAUACCAACCGAUAUAUUAUGUGGCCGAGAGUUUCGAGGAUGCCAAGGAGAAAUUCCGUCGUUGGGUGGCCACUAUGAGCCGACCAUUCGAGGUCAGGUUCAAUCCGCAUACGCAACGCGUCGAAGUCCUUGACAGUGUUGAUAGACUGGAGGGUAUGAUUUCCCAACUCAAUACCGAGAUGACCCACCUUACGAAUGCCGUCAAUAAAAUGAAAGCGAGACAAUUUGCGUAAGGAUGAAAACUUCCGCGUUUUCGUUUAUGAUUCGAUUAUUCCUUUUGCGAACCAUCGAACCUCGAAAUCGAUCACUUAGCCAAUUAAAUAAUCUUUAAACUCUUCGGUGACAAUAAUUUUCGAUAAUCUAUCAAAGAAUAGCAGAUAAUUAUUAUACUAUAAAAAAACGUUCUUCCUAGUAAUUGUAACAGAGCUUAAUGAGUCUUUUAAUGGUACAUUUCGAAAGCGUACCAGUAAUUUUAAGGAAGUUAUAAGACCAUCGCGAAAGAGUUAUUUGUUUUAAAUAAGAAAAAUAUAUUUUGAAUUGCAUCGAAACUUCAGCUUCCAGGUUCGGUGGAGCAUAUCAUCUCAUUAUCAUAAUUUUUAUUGCGUAAUUCGUCCUUCAUUUCGUGUAUAAAGUCGUUCAUUUGCGUUGUUAUAUGCGUGUACGCGCACUGAAUAUAAACAGUGAAUCUGAUUAUAAACAAUGACGUUACUCUACUUUGAUGCACGCGAAGCGUGUCAGCUUGUAUUGCGUUUGUAUUACGUUUCGUCAAGAUAAUCAUACUUAAUUAAGUAUACUUAAUUAAGUAAAUUGUGACAGUCCAAUCUUUUGUUCUUAGACACCAAAUGAGCGGAAAUACAUAUCACAAGAUUAUCUUUGAAUGGAAAUGGAAUAGCAUUGUCUUUUUUCAUCAAUAAUUGCGCGUACAUGCAUAUGAAAGAUUCUCAAAAAUAUUAUAUUAUUAUUAAUUAUUAUUAUUUCGUUCUAUUCUAUUAUAUAAUAUUGUAUUAUUAUGCUAGUACGUUACGUUAUAUAUAGAUGAAUUUACUUAAUCCAGCAGACACUGGCAUCUGUCUCGAUAAUUCGUAGUACAGUCUAUUUAGCGAAAGUUAUAACGCGAGAUGGUUGUAGCUAAAAAUUAUAUCGUAGUCUUGUAGAACUUGUAGAAUUCGCGGGAUUGAUUCCUCAUCGCGAUAGAAUUUGUUGUUCAAACUUGAGCGUACAGUAUUCUCUUCUUUCGCGAAUUAAUUAUAAUGUCACACGGUGGCUGUAUGGAGUUUCGUUGAGUGGUUCUCCCGGACUAGCCGAUAAGAAGUGACCGUUCAAUAAAUGUUCUUAUUGGCUUGUCGCACUUAGAAUUUUAAAUUUAGAAUUUUAAUUUAGAACCUAUAUCGAAUUAAACAGUAUUUCGUAAAGAAUAUCUUUAAGUUGUGUUCUUACUUAGAUAGUUCGCAUCUGGGCGCUGUAUCGUUUCUUGUUCGAUCGAACUCUUUGGAGAUAGUAGUCCCCAAACAGUUACGGAAGUCACGAAGCGAUAUUGCUUUAGAAAGA